This is a messenger RNA of Danio rerio (zebrafish), 5792 nucleotides long. Lineage: Eukaryota; Metazoa; Chordata; Actinopteri; Cypriniformes; Danionidae. The record is from RefSeq and is a predicted model, not a curated record.
GAGAGAGAGAGUCGUGCGCCUCUGCAUUGCAUUGGUGCUGGAAACUUCACACAGCUGUUCUCGCUGUCACGUCGCGCUGAUUAGAGACGCGGGAAAACCUCAGAGAGCAUGAGGCUCACCCCGGUGGAUUCUGCGUCUGAAUCUCUCUCGUCCCGGAGCGAAAUAUAAACACGCUUCUCCGUUCGUUCUCCUGCUGCAAGGUGACGCAGCGCCGCAGACCCGGCGGAGUGACGAAAACUGCGGCACCGGAGCGCGUCCCAGCAGCAGCCACCCGGCCGAGGAGAGCGGCGGACCACGGAGAGCGGGCGGUCCGAGGCGCGGCGCUGAUAUGUGUCACCGUUCACAAUGACGACCAGGCGCAAGUCCAGCAAACUGCAGCUCCGGCGGUCCAUCAGCGAGCAGCUGCGCGACUCCACGUCGAAAGCUUGGGAUUUACUAUGGAGAAACAUACGGGAGAAGCGGCUGGCAGAAAUCGAGGCAAAGGAGGCAUGUGACUGGCUGCGGGCGGCGGGAUUCCCACAGUAUGCCCAACUUUAUGAGGAUUCCCAGUUUCCCAUUGAAAUAUCCGCUGUCAAGAGGGACCAUGACUUUCUGGAUAAAGACCUUGUGGAGCCUCUUUGCCGUCGACUCAACACUCUGAACAAGUGUGCCUCCAUGAAACUGGACGUGAGCCUCCCUAAGAAGAAAAGUGAAGACUCUGAUGAGGAGGACUUAUUGGCCAUCAGCAAUAGAUGGACGUUUGAGUGGAACAGCCGGCGUUGGUCCCGUCUGCAAGACAUCGAUUACCUCCUGGGUCGAGCAGAAGAGCGGAGCCCCUCGGAGGUGGGUGAGGGCCUGCGGACCACCGUGAGCAGCGAGAGCAUCCUGACAGACCUCAGUGAGCCGGAGAUCUGCUCCCUGCACAGCGAAGACUCUUUGGCUGCCAUGCCAGACUCUGCCUCUCUCACCCCAUUGCACUUGCCUAGAGAGCUGCCUCAUUACGGCUCACUCCCUGCCAAAAGCAGGCGACGGGGACGUACACGCGCCAAAGAUUUCCUUAGGAGGAUGGAAACGCUGGGUCGGACAUGGGGGCCAUCGAUGGGCCGUUCAGAACGACGCUCUUUAGUUAUUAGCAGCCCAGUUUUGCAAAGCGAGCCAGAAGCUCUAAAGACUCUACGAUGUGUUCAGAUUUUCAACGGUGCACCCAUUAAUGCCGAAAACACACCACCUGCCGACAACCUGCCAAAUUCACUGCCCAGCAGUGAGGCCAGCAGCCAAUCAGAGACCAGCGGCAGUGCUGGGAGCACACCGAACAACGCGGGACGUCUGUCAAAGUUGUAUCCUCCUGGAAAACGUGCUGGCGUUUACCUUGAGGACAUCGAUGUUCUCGCUGGCGCCCCACAGAGAAGAAGGCCUGUUGAACAGAGCCGCAAAAAUGAGUUUCGCUCCUAUGAUGAGCUAUUAGUGCACAUCCCAAAAGAUCACAAACCUGGUACUUUUCCCAAAGCGCUGUCGAUUGAGAGUCUGACUCUGGCCAAUAAGGAACACGGAAACUGGAAGGUUCUGGAUUCAGAGCCGCAGCCAUUUAAAUGCAGGAAAGUUGGCGGAAGAGAAGUUCGUCCCGUGACGCGCUGCUGUCCUAGGGGAAGCAGGAUCAGCGUGUAUGAUAACGUGCCCGGCUCGCAUCUGUAUGCAAGCACAGGGGACUUGUUGGACCUCGAGAAGGAGGAUAUAUUCCCACAUUUGGAUGAUAUACUGCAGCAUGUCAAUGGCCUGCAGCAGAUCGUGGACCACUGGUCUAAAAAUGUGCUACCUGAGAGCGAAGGGGAGGGGGAUGGUGGCAGGGGGCAGGACAAGAGGAUGAUUGACGGCCAGUCCUCCAGUCAGAUCACACUGGACUUUGAGGGGACCUCUGUUAUUGAAGGCCUGACCACACCGAGUGACGGCAACAGGGACGGGGUUUCGUUAAAUGACACAGACACCUCCAGCACUAGAGAGAGGAGGGACUCAGGCGUCGGAGCUUCUCUUACACGACCACGGCUUAGAUGGCCGAGCUUCAGGAUGUCAAACCUGCUCAGCCAAUCCGGAAUCUCGCUACAAAUAUCUAGCCAAUCGGUGGGCCAGCUUAGCCUGCUGCAGAAGUUCUCUUUAUUGCGCCUCACUGCGAUCAUGGAGAAAUACUCCAUGUCUAACAAACAUGGAUGGACUUGGUCAGUGCCAAAAUUCAUGAAGAGAAUAAAGGGACCAGACUACAAGGAUAAGACUGUUUUUGGCGUUCCUCUGAUCGUACAUGUCCAGCGGUAUGGACAUCCUCUGCCCAUGUGCUUACAGCUCGCCCUGCGCUUUUUGAGAAGCCAGUGUUUAGACCAGGUGGGACUUUUCCGUAAAUCUGGUGUAAAGUCUCGUAUCCAGGCUCUCAGGCAAAUGUGUGAAACCUCCCCUGAAAAUGUGAACUAUGAUGAUCAGUCUGCGUAUGACGUGGCGGACAUGGUCAAACAGUUCUUCAGAGACUUACCUGAGCCACUUCUCACAAGCAAAAUGGGCGAAACCUUCCUUCAUAUAUACCAGUAUGUCCCUAAAGAGCAACGCUUACAAGCUGUGCAGGCAGCAAUCAUGCUGAUGGCGGAUGAAAACCGUGAGGUCCUGCAGACUCUGCUGUGCUUCCUAAAUGAUGUCACUUCCUCAGUUGAGGAGAACCAGAUGACCCCGAUGAACCUGGCCGUGUGCCUCGCUCCAUCGCUUUUCCACCUCAACAUCAUGAAGAAUGAUAACCUGUCGCCCAGGUCUAUUCAAAGGAAGUAUGCCACUGGGCGGCCAGACCAAAAGGACCUGAAUGAGAACCUUGCAGCCACUCAGGGUCUAGCGCACAUGAUUGCUGAGUGUAAUCACCUGUUUGAGAUUCCUCAGGAGAUGGUGUCUCAGUCCAGGAACUCAUACAUGGAGGCUGAGCUGCUGGCGCCCUCUAUAGACGAGCUGUGUAAAAAACAGCCUCAGCUGGACGAGGAGGAGGAGGAAGAAGAAGAAGAGGAAGGCACGUGUCGCUCUUUUCUGGACAGCCUGAUUCAGAAUCUGAUGAGGGAGAGCAAAGACAAGACCAAAGGCUGGGUGACCCGAUCAAACAUCGACAACGCUGAGCUCUCUUUUAAAAAGGUUGGAGACGGGACGCCGUUGAGGCGCUGGAGAGUGUCUGCCGAGGUGGAGGCUCCUCCGUCAGUGGUGCUGAACCGGAUUCUGAGAGAGCGCCACCUGUGGGACACUGACCUGCUGCAGUGGAAGCUUCUGGAGACUCUGGACAAGCAGACUGAGGUUUAUCAGUAUGAGCUGAAGAGCAUGGCUCCGCAUCCCAGCAGAGACUUUGUGGUGCUUAGGACGUGGAGGACGGAUCUGGCGAAAGGUGUGUGUGUGCUGGUGUCGGUGUCCAUCGAGCAUGAGGAAAGCCCUCAUCUGGCUGGAGUGAGAGCAGUGCUGAUGGAGUCUCAGUAUCUGCUGGAGCCCUGCGGAUCGGGAAAAUCCAGACUCACUCACAUCUGCAGAGCUGACCUCAAAGGAAAGUCUCCAGAGUGGUACAACAAAACUUUCGGCCACGUCUGUGCAAGCGAAGCCAUCCGCAUCCGUAACUCUUUUCAGACUCUGGAUCCUGAGGGCCCCGAGACCAAAAUCUGAGCUGCGGGAACUGGGAUGUAGUUCAACAUCAGGGCAGGUGGUCACCAAAAAAUGAACUUUGGAGUAAAAAAACAGAUAAAAUGAACGUUUUUUUUUGUGUGUGUGUGCGUUUUUAGCCCCUAGACAACAACAAACUGCCAUGUCAUAUUAGUUUCAUGAACUGUGGAUCAUUUCAGAGUGUUUUACCCCUUAUAGGGCAUUUGAUUGAGUCGGUUUAUUUCCUAUAAAUGUAUGCAGCUGUUCAAAACUGCCACUUUGAGAUGGCAUUUGUUGCUUGUUUUUUGGGGCAUGUGAUGAGACGUACAGGGGGAAAGAUAAGUACUGAACACGUCAUGUUUUUUUUCCUGGGAAUAAUAUAUUAAAAGGAGCUGUUGACAUGGAAUUAAACCAGAUUUUGGUAAAAACCCUAACAAUACAAACAUAAAAAUAUGACAAAUCUGAAAAUUUUGUUAUGUUUAAUGUUUAAUAACAAUGAAAUGACACAAGGAGAAAGUGCUGAACUACUGAAAUGUAUUUAAUACUCUAUAUAAAAGGCUUUUUUGGUGAUGGCCUCUCAUAUGGAAAAUAAAGUCACAUGAUUUGUGUUCAGGUGUGAGUUUUACACAGACUUUAACAGAGUGUGAAAAUCUUGACGGUUCUGUGGGUCUCGUCUAUCAAAUCUGACCUUUAUUUUGUAAUCUCUACUGGAUUCAGAUCAGGUGAUUGGCUGGGCCAUUCUACAGCUUGAUUUUCUUUCUCUGAAAGCAUUUGAGAGUUUCCUUGGCUGUGUUUUGGAUCAUUGUCUUGCUGAAAUGUCCAGUCUGUUUUCAUCUUCAUUACCCUUAUAAUGCAGAUGUUGCAGCUAAUAUUAAUUUACAAUGACGAAAGGCAGAGCGUUGCUGAAGAACUACUGAGAGAUUUCAGCUGCUGUCUGGGUGUUUACUGCCUUUCUACACCUUCCUUUCUACAUGCGUUCAAUACUCUUUCCCUGUGUCAUUUCAUUUUAUUACACACAACUUAAUUUGUAAACUAAUUAGAUUUGUUUUCCUUGCAUAUAUACAUUUCUUUGGUUGCUACCAAAAAAUAAUUGGUAAAUUUCAAGUAAACAGCACCUUUAGAAAUAUGAGAAAAAUGGUGAUGUGUUCAAUACUUAAUUUCCCCGCUGUAACUAAAAGAUGGACAGAGAAAGUGAAAGAGACAGACUCCGAUAAAGCCAUGCCUGUUAAAAAAAAGCCGUAACGCUACUUCCUGUUGUCAAUGUUUAGCGCAGUUUUAACUAGCUUCGCUUACAGCAAACAGAUGUGAAUGACGAGCAACCUCACACUAAUCCAAACACAGCAGGUCUGGUUUACUUUUACCGAGCACUUCAAGCUAAAGUACUGCAUUCUGCAAACAAAUGUAGGUACGUUACUGUGUCUAAACAUUAUUUAAAUCUCUGUAUUUAGGUGUUAUUCCUCAUUUGAACAACACUAGUGUUACAGUGGCUGUUGUUUUAAAUUAGGGUUGUACCCUGUUGUUGUAUUGAUGUGAAGUAGUUACUGAAAAGCCCAUAGUAUUUUUAAUGUUUAUCAUUGUUCUCUUGAUUUCUUCAUCCCAGGAAAGCAAUAAUGUAUUAUCAUUAUUAUAAAUGCACCGGUUAUUGUUCUCUUCCAACAAUGCAAAAUUAUUAGAUUGAAAAUCAAAAGUGUAAAUUAUAUAAUGCCAAUGAUUGUUGCAGAUAUGUAUUAUUAUUAAUAUUAUUUUUGUCAUUGUUAUAUGUUGCUGUGUCACUCUACAAUGUCUAGGACAUGAAUUCAUUUCACUGCUUCUGAGAAGCAUGUCUAUUGUAUUCACAAAGCUGUACAUUUGUGUGUUUGUGUGUAAAUGUAGAUAAAUUCCAGGUUGUAUAUUUUGUACAUAAAUCAGGCUUACUGGCAGGUUAAUCUGCUUUUAUGCUAUGUUUUUCUCCUCAUCAUAUCAAUAUUUUGCUUGAAAUAUCAUCACAGGCCAGUUUGAUGGUCUGGCUUGUUCAGUGCUGUUUUGAUGGGAACAGUGUGUUUGAGUUUUGACUUAAGCUCAGAGGCAGGGGGAAAGCGAUGUUGUGUCUGUUUUUCAACAGUAAACAGGGUGAAUGAAGUUCCAAUCUUUUGGAAAUGUGGAAAAUAAAACCUCGGUGAGAUAACUGUUGUCAA